Sus scrofa (pig) is the source of this 2096-nucleotide messenger RNA. RefSeq names its product HGF activator (gene HGFAC). Gene Ontology annotation, cellular component: extracellular region; rough endoplasmic reticulum. The record is from RefSeq and is a predicted model, not a curated record. Gene Ontology annotation, molecular function: serine-type endopeptidase activity. Lineage: Eukaryota; Metazoa; Chordata; Mammalia; Artiodactyla; Suidae. Gene Ontology annotation, biological process: zymogen activation; blood coagulation.
GGCCGCUCUGCUCCCGCCUCCCGGUGCUCCUCACACCAGGUCAGGAGGCGCCAUGGGGCGCUGGGCCUGGGUCCCCAGCCCCUGCCCCCCACCCAGGCUGUCACUGCUGCUGCUGCUGCUGCUGCUGGUGCCUCGCGGGGCUCAGCCCCAGGCUGGCAGGAACCAAACGGAAGCCCCAGCGCAAAAGGCCACAGUGACUCCUGGGACUCCCCUGAUCCCGGUAACCUCGGCGACCCUCAGGCCCCCAGCCACGAGGGCUCCAAAGGCAGAGGGACCCCAUGGUGGGGGGCUUACCCCCCUGCCCAGGGCAGCCCCCUCCAACAGCAGCGCUGGAGGCACAGUGCUCACCGAGGCCGGGCAGCCCUGCAGGUUCCCCUUCCGUUACGGCGGCCGCAUGAUCCACUCCUGCACUUCGGAGGGCAGCGCCCACAGGAAGUGGUGUGCCACGACUCACAACUAUGACCGGGACCGGGCUUGGGGCUACUGCGUGCAGGCCUCCACUCCCUGGGAGGGCCCAGCUGCCCUGGAUCCCUGUGCCUCUGGCCCCUGCCUCAAUGGGGGCUCGUGCUCCAGCACCCAGGACCCUGAGUCAUACCACUGCACCUGCCCCGUGGACUUCGCUGGCAAGGACUGCGGCUCGGAGAAGUGCUUUGAUGAGAGCCGCUACGAGUACCUGGAGGCGGGCGAUCGCUGGGCACGUGUGCACGAGGGCCGAGUGGAACAGUGCGAGUGUGCGGGGGGCCAGGUGCGGUGCCAGGGGACCCGUCACACAGCUUGUCUGAGCAGCCCCUGCCUCAACGGGGGCACCUGCCACCUGAUCGUUGCCACCGGGACCACGGUGUGCGCCUGUCCCCCGGGCCACGCCGGGCGGCUCUGCAACAUCGUGCCUGCCCAGAGCUGCUUCGUGGGGAGCGGGACCGAGUACCGAGGCGUGGCCAGCACAGCGGCCUCAGGCCUCAGCUGCCUGGCCUGGAACUCCGACCUCCUCUACCAGGAGCUGCACGUGGACUCCGUGGGCGCCGCGGCCCUGCUCGGCCUGGGCCCCCACGCCUACUGCCGGAACCCAGACAAGGAUGAGAGGCCCUGGUGCUACGUGGUGAAGGACAGCGCCCUCUCGUGGGAGUACUGCCGCCUGGCCGCUUGUGAGUCCCUUGCCAGAAUUCAGCCCCUGCCUCCUGAGGUCCUGCUGACUCUGCCUGAGCCCACGGCGGCUGGACCAGCUGGACGCCAGAACUGCGGCAAGAGGCACAAGAAGAGAACCUUCCUACGGCCACGCAUCAUCGGUGGGUCAUCCUCGCUGCCGGGCUCCCACCCCUGGCUGGCCGCCAUCUACAUCGGGAACAAUUUCUGCGCAGGGAGCCUUGUCCACACCUGCUGGGUGGUGUCUGCAGCCCACUGCUUCGCCAACAGCCCCCCCAGGGAAAGUGUCUCUGUGGUCCUGGGCCAACACUUCUUCAACCGCACGACGGAUGUGACGCAGACGUUUGCCAUAGUGAAGUACAUCCCGUACCCCCUGUACUCGGUGUUCAACCCCAGUGACCAUGACCUCGUCCUGAUCCGGCUGGAGAAGAAAGGGGAACGCUGUGCCGUCCGCUCCCAGUUUGUCCAGCCCAUCUGCCUGCCUGAGCCGGGGAGUCCCUUCCCUGCUGGGCACAAGUGCCAGAUUGCAGGCUGGGGCCACCAGGAUGAGAACGUGAGCGGCUACUCCAGCUCUCUGCGGGAGGCGCUCGUGCCCUUGGUUGCCGACCACAAGUGCAGCAGCCCAGAGGUGUAUGGGGCCGACAUCAGCCCCAACAUGCUGUGCGCCGGCUACUUCGACUGCAGGUCCGACGCCUGCCAGGGGGACUCAGGCGGGCCCCUGGCCUGCGAGAAGAACGGCGUGGCCCACCUGUACGGUAUCAUCAGCUGGGGGGACGGCUGCGGGCGCCUCAACAAGCCCGGUGUCUACACCCGCGUGGCCAAUUACGUGGACUGGAUCAACGACCGGAUUUGGCCCUCUAAGCGGCCUGCAGAUCCCUCCUGAGGCCCCUGGGGGCUUCCUGCCUCUGUGCUGGUCCCUCCUUCCUGCCAAUAAAGAUGUUUGCAGGCUCCCGGCC